Messenger RNA from Camelina sativa (false flax), 1357 nucleotides. RefSeq lists its product as uncharacterized. Lineage: Eukaryota; Viridiplantae; Streptophyta; Magnoliopsida; Brassicales; Brassicaceae. The record is from RefSeq and is a predicted model, not a curated record.
CGAUCCCACUUACACGACCACGGCACUGUAUCAAAGACUCAAUAUUUUUCGGCGAAGAUAAAAUCUUCAAAAUCUUUAUAUAUACUACAAAACCAUUGAUUAAAGUCUCAAACUUUCUCAGGUUUUUUAACGAGAGAGAGCUAACUCUGAGUUCAAAUGGUUGGAAUGAAUCGGGUUCUGAUAGCUUUGACGUUAGCUCUGGUAGCUUCGUCGGCGUUAUUACCUGUUUCCGAUGGCGCGAAGAAACCGUCGUCGGCGCCGAGAAAGGAGGAUGUUCCGUAUAUUAAGUGUCAGGUUUGCGAGAAACUAGCCUCGAGGCUAGACCAGCUUGUUAAGGAGAAGCAACAACAGAUCUCUCCCAAAAAGAUCUCUGAGUAUGAGAUCAUUGAGAUUGCUGAAAAUGUCUGCAAUUUGAAGAAAGAGGAAGCUGAUUGGAUGCUCAAGAUUGACAUUGUUGAGAAAGGUGAUAACCUUGAGUUGGUUGAGCAAUUAGAAGAAGGGAUGUGCAAUUCCAAGUGCAAGACGAUCGAGUCUGCUUGUCAAAAGGUUAUUGGUUACGCAGACACUGAUGUUGCAGAGUAUAUGUACACGUCUAAGCCUGAUCUUGUUUCACUAAAAAAUCAUCUGUGCAAAGACUUGACUGAUGCUUGUAGCAAGAAACCACCUCCUGUUCCCAAGGAUCGGGUUCCCGGAGAACCAUUUGUUGCUAAACCAUCUAAAGAUGCCGAAAUGGACAAGAUCUUGAGAUCUAUGCAGGGUAUGCCAGGAGCACCUGGCAUGAAAGUCUUCUCUAAAGAAGAUAUAGUGAAGGGCAAUAUUGGUAAUGACGAUGAAGAUGGCGAUGAUGAUGAAGAUGAGGACGAAGAUGACAAGUUUCCCAAGAAUUUGGGAAAAGUUCUGAAAGAGAAAGAGAAAGAGAGUAAAACGGAAGAAUUGAAAAAGACUAUCACCAAGGAAUUCAAGAAGACAGGUGAGGUUCUGAAGAGACAUGCGCAGAAAGUGUCAAACCGGGUCCGGAGAUGGUGGAAAGGACUUAGAUCGUCUUCUUCAAAGAAACCUAAAUCUGUGAAGUCUGAGCUAUAGAUACAGUUGCAUUACUGGUUUUGUCUUAAUGUACUCUUCUUCACGUUGACUUUUUGUAGAUUUCUUUUUGUUUCUAUAAUCUUGACAUCAGUUCUAUAACACAAGAUGGCACAUACAAGAGAUGGUUUAGAACAAAAUCAAGAGAUGGUUUAGAGCAAAAUCAUUAACUUUAUAAUAUAAAAAAGAACAGAAACAAAUGUUGCAAUGUAAAGCAUAUGGAAUGUUGUAAAACUGGAAGAAGAAAAAAUACAAAAACUAAAUCACAAUGUGAGAA